Vicugna pacos (alpaca) is the source of this 5471-nucleotide messenger RNA. The record is from RefSeq and is a predicted model, not a curated record. Lineage: Eukaryota; Metazoa; Chordata; Mammalia; Artiodactyla; Camelidae.
UUGAGAAUGUCUCUGCCAAGUCAACAAGCUUUUGUUAACCCUCCCCCACCGGAGUAUAUAAACACGAGGAAGAGUGGGCGAUCUACAAAUCAGCUGCAGUAUCUGCAGAAAGUCCUGCUGAAGGCUUUGUGGAGGCACGGUUUCUCCUGGCCUUUUCAGCAGCCUGUAGAUGCCGUCAAACUAAAGUUGCCUGAUUAUUAUACCAUUGUAAAAAACCCAAUGGAUUUAAAUACAAUUAAGAAGCGCUUGGAACAUAAAUACUAUGUGAAAGCUUCAGAAUGUAUAGAAGACUUCAAUACAAUGUUCUCAAAUUGUUACCUAUACAACAAGCCUGGAGAUGACAUUGUUCUUAUGGCACAAACUCUUGAAAAGUUGUUCAGGCAGAUAUUAUCUCAGAUGCCACAAGAAGAGCAAGUUGUGAGUGGUAAGGAAAGAGUGAAGAAAGGCACUCAACAGAAUGUAGCAGUUUUUGUUAAAGAAAAACAGUCCCCCAAUGCACUGGAAAAAAUAUUUAAGCAGCAAGUGGUUCCCUCAGUAUUUCCUGAGAUUCCAGUUUCUCCUUCAAACAUGGCACUAGGUGCUCCACUCAAUCCUACCUCACAGACAGUGGCCCAGGUUACAAAGGGUGUGAAGAGGAAAGCAGAUACAACAACUCCUACGACUGCUGUAGUGAAGGGGAGUGGUGACUCUCCCCCAACGCUCGCAGGAAAGAAAUCAGGAAAAAUGCCACCUGUGAAAGGAAAUGUGCUAGAGAAUGUUUUGCCGGAUUCUCAGCAACAACAUAAAGUUGUAAAGAAUGUGAAAGUAACCGAACAAUUAAGUCACUGUAAUGAGAUUCUAAACGAAAUGCUUGCCAAAAAGCACGUGUCGUAUGCCUGGCCCUUUUACACGCCUGUCGACGUCGAUGCUCUGGGGCUCCGUGACUACUGUGAUGUCGUCAGAAACCCGAUGGACCUCAGGACUAUUAAGGGGAAAAUGGACAACCAAGAAUAUAAAGAUGCAUAUGAGUUUGCUGCAGAUGUUAGAUUAAUGUUCAUGAAUUGCUACAAAUACAAUCCUCCAGAUCACGAGGUAGUGACAAUGGCUAGAAUGCUUCAGGAUGUUUUCGAAACGCAUUUUGCAAAGAUCCCCGAUGAACCUGUUGAGAGCAUGCCUGUGUGUUACGUCCGAACGGAUGCCACGGAAGCCCUCGGAGAGAGCAGCAGCGAGGCUUCCUCCGGAGACGACUCUUCUGGUGACUCUGAAGAUGAACGCGUUCAGCGUCUUGCAAAGCUUCAGGAGCAGCUUAAAGCAGUUCAUCAGCAGCUCCAGGUCCUGUCCCGAGUGCCUUUCCGUAAGCUGAAGAGGAAGAAUGACAAGCCUAAAAGGGAAAAGAAAAGAGAAAAGAUUGAUAACAGAGAUGAGAAUCCAAGGAAAAAGUUGAAGCAAAUGAAACUGAAGAAGUCCAAGUGCAAUCAGCCAAAAAAGAGGCGACAACAGGUCUUGGCUAUGAAAUCUGAAGAUGAAGAUGCCGCCAAGCCUAUGAGCUACGACGAGAAAAGGCAGUUAAGUUUGGAUAUAAACAGACUCCCUGGAGAUAAGCUGGGGCGAGUCGUUCACAUAAUACAGUCCCGAGAGCCUUCACUGAGAAAUUCCAGCCCCGACGAGAUAGAGAUAGACUUUGAGACGCUGAAAGCGUCGACUCUGAGGGAGCUGGAGAAGUAUGUUGCUGCAUGUCUGAGAAAAAGGCCGCUGAAAGCUCACGGUAAGAAAAUAAUGAAGUCCAAAGAACUUCAUUCACAGAAAAAGCAAGAGUUGGAAAAGCGGUUACUGGAUGUCAGUGCUCAGUUAAAUUCUGGAAAGCAUCAGACAAGACCUGAGAAAACUCAGUCAGCCAGGGCCCUGGGAGGCGGGUCCCGGCUGAGCGACACCAGCAGCAGCGGCGGUGGCAGCUCAUCGGAGUCCGGGAGCAGCGGCGGGGCCUCCACGUCCGCAGACAGCAGUGAGUCCGAACCAGAAAUGCUUCAUCAAUUUACUGGAGCAAAACACAAUGAUUCUCCUUCUAAAGAGAAAGUAAAGAUACAGUCUUCUGUGCAAGAUGCAGCCUCUGGGAAAACUACCCGUGCUCAUCAGACCAUGUGUUCAGGCGGAGCAGCACCAAAUCACCACCAGUUAGUGCUUGAUCGUCAAGGAUCAGAACAUUUACAGGGUGUGGAAAACACGUCAGCUUUGCAAAUCGUGCCUCCUUCAGGAGGUUCUGAGCAGCGCCUGGCUGUCCCGCCUGCGUGGCAUCAGGCCGGCGGUGACGACACAGUGGCACCAGAAUCAGAAUGUCACCUUCCUAUGCAGAAGGAUAUAAAGAUCAAGAAUGCAGACUCUUGGAAAAGUUUAGGCAAACCAGUUAAAACAUCAGGUGCAAUGAAAUCAUCAGAUGAGCUCUUCAACCAGUUCAGAAAAGCAGCGAUAGAAAAGGAAGUAAGAGCCCGCACACAGGAACUAAUACGGAAACAUCUGGAGCAGAAUACAAAGGACUCUCAGGCACCUCAGGAAAAUCAGAGUGACCAUGGCUGCACUCAAGAACCUUUUCCAAAUAAAAUGCAAAACAAGUGUCUUGGAGCCGAGCAGAAGGAACAUCAGCAGUCGCUGGAAGCUCAAGAUAAAGGCAGACUCUGGCUUCUCAGAGACCGGAACUUAGCAAGGGAGAAAGAGCAAGAGCGGAGGAGACGAGAAGCAAUGGCUGGUACCAUUGAUAUGACUCUUCAAAGCGACAUUAUGACAAUGUUUGAAAACAACUUUGAUUAAAACUCAGGUUUUUAAUUAACCAUCAACUUACAAUGAAUAACAUAAAAGAUUAAACUGCAUAUGGUAAAAUGAUUGCUUUCAGACACCAAGAUACCAGUCUUAUACUGUAUUUUGACUGCUGUAAGAUGAUUAAACAAUUUUCACUUACAUUUUUUAAUAGCUAUAUGUUCAUUUUUUUAAUGACAUAGUUUACAGGAAUUUUAUAGUUUUGGAUCCCUAAAAAUUCAAUAAAUUCCCAGAAGUUAUUCAUUUUACAAACAGUCUACUAUGUAUAUUUUAGGCUUUGUCUAAGUAAUGAAAAUCCAAAAGAGAUGGUCCCUUCUUGUUUAAAAAAUUAAGAAUAUAUAAGGAUAUCAAAAAUAACAGUGCCUGUUGAGUUUGUUUUUUAGAAGAAGUUGUCAUUUAAUGGAGUUUAAACCUGCUUCUUUUUAUGGAGUGAAGAUUCCUUUUGUAAUGCAAAUAAUAUCUCUGUGCUGUGAUUCUGUCCUGGCUUUCUUUCAAUGAAACACACCUCUGUGGGGCAGAAUGUGGGGCUUACCUGUAGUAUGUAUGUAUGUAUGUAUGUAUGUAUGUAUGUAUGUAUGUAUUUAUAUUAUUUUUAUUAUUUUUAUUUUUAAUUAAAGGAUAAUUAACCUGCAUGCUAUGUUAGUUCCAGGUGUACAACAUAGUGAUUCAAUAUGUCUAUAUAUUACAAAAUGAUCACCAAAGUUUUUAACUUUUAAAACAAGUAUUUGUCUGCCUUCAGAAAUAUUUAGACCCUCUUAACAACUAAUACUUGGUUUCUUUAAGUGUCAGGUUAUGUAAGAUUCUCUGCGGUUCUGUACUCAAAGUUGAUGUCAAAAUUAGUUUAAAGAAAAUACUACCUAUGGUUUGAUACAUGUUGAAUUUGAGGCAAAAUAACGAACACUAAACCUUCAUUAUGUAUGUAAGUUUCUGUAAGAACUUACACAUUUCUUACUAUGCACAUGUGAUAGUAGUGGGUGUCUAAAUUUUUACUUAGCUAUAGUUGUCUUUAUUUAAAUUUGUAAAAUCCUUCUGUUUCAUCAUUCUCAAGUUGCAGGUGUGUUUAAAUCAUGUGUAUUAGCGUCAUGUACUUCAAAAUUUUGAACUCUUGAAGUGUAGCAUUCAGGCACUGUUCCAAUAUCAUCUAAAGUAAAACAUUCAAAGUGUGUAUUACAGAGAGAAAGAAAAAGUUUUCUUGGCUUCAUUUAUUUUUAUAAUCAAUAUUACAAAUUUUUGAAAUAUCUUUAAACUAUCAGCCAUUGAAAAAACCUAACUAGUGGCUAAAAUGGUGGUGAUACCUUCAUGAAACAGCCAGAAUUAAAGUGAUAGUCGUAUCUAUACCUGUUAAACUGUAUUUUUAGCCAGGAAGUUUGUAUGUAUAUACUAAACAGUACGCAUUGCUAUUUUCCUAAAAAGAUCAUAUAAAUAUGUAUGUAUAUAUGUUCUAAUCUUAGAUACGUCGGAAAUGCAUGGUGGUCACUGCUAGGUGCUGGGAUUGCAAGGUGUUUUGUUUGUUUUUCUUUAGACUUUUCAGUAUUUUCUGUAAUGCUUUUAAGAUCUGUGGGAAAAUUCUAUUUUGAAGAGAAUGAAAAUAGUAAGAAUUUACCUCGUCAAAUACAUAUUAAAUCUUUCAACAGCUGCCUCUAAAUAACUAAUAAAACUGCUCAAUGAAUGAUCUUUGUCUACAUCUAAAAAAAAAAUUCAACUUCAUUAGCAUAUCCUUUUACAUUCAGUGGUCAACUUGAUGUUUUCCUAUAAACACCUGGAGCCCUUAACAGAGCACUGUGUUACAGUUGUCAGUGUUUAACCGAUUUAUAACUGAUCCUUCUUAGAUUAUGCAUUAUUUUUUUAGUAAAAACAAAUGUUUGGCUUCUCUUAACUUCUUGCAUGGAGUUUACUUCCGUUAACAACGUUCCCUGUAAAAUCAACCUUUUUGCUUGUUUCUACCCCCAUCUCUUUGUUCUUGAGUUGUUCUGGACGUGUGGUCCCUGGGUCACGUCAGCAUCACUUGGAACAUGCAGAUUCUCAGGCUUCAGACUUACUGAGCAGAGCCUCUGGGUGUGGGGUCCAGCCAUCGGUAGCCAACAAGCCCUCCGGGUGGUUGUAACACACACCGAAGUCUGAGAACCCCUGCUCCAGCUGAACCCGGGCUCUCUUCUACAGGCUCCUAUUUUAGUGCCAGUUUUUUCACUAAUGUUUUUCUUCCCUUUGAAGUGCUACUUGCAGACUGUACUCUACCCCACCGCCACCCCCUGCUCCCCACUAAGGACCCCAGCUUUAAGUUUUUCAUGAUCAUUGGACUGUAAGCCCAUCGGCAUUUACCAUCCCUGGUUCACUCCUCCUUGCUCCCCAGAGAUUUCAGUCGCUGUUUCACUGUCACUCCCUAAUUGACCUUCUCAGUCCCUUGACCUCUCUGCUAAUGAUCUUGGUAUCUGAUCAACCUUAGCCACUCCUUUGUCUUUGCCAACAGCUACAGCUCUUCCUUCGUCUCAGUUUCAAGCAUCCUCGUCUAACUACUGACACCUGUCUUUCUCUGGCUUAGUCUGGGUAGACCCUUGACUCCAGCAAUCAUCAGACCUCCCUCGGGCCGCCAGUCCCUUCAUCCUUUCCAGGGUUCCUCUCCCCUUGCGCCCUCUCUUCUCUCUUACCCAGAGUCUGAGGUGCUUUGUUGUUUGUACUCACUCCUU